Molecule: messenger RNA, 1977 nt
Organism: Zychaea mexicana
Lineage: Eukaryota; Fungi; Mucoromycota; Mucoromycetes; Mucorales; Lichtheimiaceae
Product: ras guanine nucleotide exchange factor domain-containing protein
Exons: 3
Coding region: 1-1977 (658 amino acids)
Biological process (GO): positive regulation of GTPase activity; Ras protein signal transduction
Cellular component (GO): plasma membrane
Molecular function (GO): guanyl-nucleotide exchange factor activity
Source: RefSeq, a predicted model, not a curated record
AUGGCACAAAAGCCGGCUGCAGUAAUUGUGCCAAAGAAAAAUAAAACGAGUACGACUACAUCAUAUACAUACACAUAUACAAAUACAAAUACACCCAUCAUAACUUCAACACCAUCCGAUAUAUAUGUCAACAGUACCAACAACAGCGAUGAAGAUAAAGGAGAUGAAGAACUAAAACCCAAGCCACAUCAAUUACGACGACCAUCCAACGCUUCAGCAGUAGCACUGCCCUCAUCGCCUCUCGUCAACCCUAUCAGCGCUGUCAAAACGUUCUUGUCAUCAUCAGCACCAUCUGCAGCAGUAGCAUCAUUGGGAACAGCAGCGCUGUCAACAAGCGGUGUUUACACUACUAGCAGCAGUAGCAACCGAGAAGACGAUUUCAUAUUGAUGGCCAGCGGCGCUGUUGAUCCAGCCUGCCUUGCACCUGUCCAGCCUUCUCUAUCGGAUACAGUAACCAGUACAAAUAGACCAUCAAUACCACAAGCACCACUACAUAUCAUUUAUAAAUCGCUGCAGCAAAAACUAGAGAAUCUGGAACGGCACAACCUGCAUUCGGCUGAAGUCAAGCAAGCCUUGAACCGAGUCCGACAUAUCCACAUGACCGCUCAUACCCUCACGACGCUGUUGCCCUUCGCACCUGUACUGGUUGCGUACCAACUGACGCUGAUCGACUCUGCCAUUUUCCGCAACAUACAGCCGUCCGCACUUUUAAAUCACCAUGCACCCAAGUCGCCCCAUCCAGCCAUCACCGCCUCAACUGACUUUUUCAACUAUCUGACACGCGUUAUUGAGCAUGCUGUGCUCACGCCGUCGGAAGCCUCGGGCCGAGCUGAGCAGAUCAACUUUUGGAUUAAAGUAGCUAUCAAGUGCCACGAUCUGAAAAAUUUUCAAACGCUUAAAGCUAUUAUUUCUGCUUUGGGCACCCCGCCCAUUCAGCGCCUGAAACGGUCUUGGGCCUAUGUCCCCAAGAAAUCCAUGGCCCGCUUAGACGUCGUCAACGAAAUCAUGACUGAGCACAACAACUAUGAACGGUAUCGCGAUCGAAUGGCUCGUGUAGUCCAACAAACUUUCCGUGAGCCCGUCGUACCAUUUCUGGGCGUGUUCAUGCACGAUGUGACCUAUCUCACAAGUAGCAGUGCAGCAUGCAAUGUCGCAAAGUUGGACGAUCUGCUGACAUUAUUUACCAAGCUGCACAAGCACCCGCCUUACUCUUCUGCACUACCGCCCUUUUGCGUCAAAGAUUUAAACAAGAAACAACGAAAGCCGUUUGCAAAUGAAAGUUUGGAAGUUCAGCAAUGUCUUGUCACCCAAUAUCUGUUGACCAGAUCUUGGGUCAGUGAAAAAACAGUUGACGAACUAAGCUUGCUCCGUGAGCCGCCCAAAGUCAUGCGUAGCUGUUCAGCAACAGACCACGCAAUUACCUAUGAUGGCAACCUUUGGAGCAGUUCAGGGAGCUUUUUAUCAUUUGUCGGAGGUAGCAGCAGUGGCAACAAUAAUAGCGGAGGAAGCAUAAUCGGUGGUGGCAGUACCAGCAGUGCAUCGUCGAGUCGGCCGGUCAGCCUGGAAUCGGAUGAAGACGACAACGAUUCCGAUGUAGAUAAACAAAACAACAAAUUUUGGGUUUUCGGGCGCAAGAGUGUAGAUCAUCAGCAUUCGCACCAUCAGUCCAAGAAACCCGUCUUUGAUAGCAACAGCAACAACGUACCGAUGCUACCUUCUGCCACAAAUCAUCUCCGCCGUGAUCGACUAUCUCGUCAUUUUUCGUUUGAAGAUCUGAACACCCGCAAACAUCAGCAGCAACAACAACAGCAACAGCAACAGCCUACAAGUUUAUCCAUCUUCCGUAAAGACUUUAACUUUUGGCGUAAAGAACAGCAGGAUGCCAUUGAACCAUCAUCACCACAGCAUCCGUUGGAUUAUAAUCCAGUGUACAAACGCAACAGUGUCACUUUGCUCGAACGGCCUAUUACAGGCUGA